This is a messenger RNA of Capsella rubella, 591 nucleotides long. RefSeq names its product chromatin assembly factor 1 subunit FSM-like. The transcript has 3 exons. The coding region runs from base 1 to 591 and encodes 196 amino acids. The record is from RefSeq and is a predicted model, not a curated record. Lineage: Eukaryota; Viridiplantae; Streptophyta; Magnoliopsida; Brassicales; Brassicaceae.
AUGAAUGAUGAUCAACCUGAUUUGAGAAAGGAAGGAAAUGACUUCCCUGAGGAGCAUACACAGGAUAAAAAUGAUAAGGUUCCUGAAGAAAUGAAUGAUGAUCAACCUGAUUUGAGAAAAGAAGGAAAUGACUUCCCUGAGGAGCAUACACAUGAUAAAAAUGAUAAGGUUAAUCCUGAAGAAGUUGAAGAAGUGAAUGAUGAUAAUCAACAUGAGGAGCAACAUGAUUUGAGAAAGGAUAGAAGCGACUUCCCUGAUGAUUAUUCUACCCAAGAAGCAUACAUAAUUUUAUCUGAUGAUGAAGAGUUUAUUCAUCAUUCAGAUAAUGAAAAUGUUAAUCAAGAAGAAGAAGCUCCUACACAACAAGAGGCCAGCCAACAAGAAGAAGCUUCUACACAACAAGAAAAGGCCAGCCAAGAAGAAGAAGCUCCUACGCAACAAGGGGCCAGCCAACAAGAAGAAGCUUCUACACAACAAGAAAAGGCCAGCCACCAAGAAGAACCUUCUACACAACAAGAAGAGGCCAGCCAGGAACAGACCAGUUGUAAGUUGUUGAAAUUUUUAAAAAGUUUAAAUGUGCGUUAUAGUUGA